Megalopta genalis is the source of this 2005-nucleotide messenger RNA. RefSeq names its product cytochrome P450 6k1. Lineage: Eukaryota; Metazoa; Arthropoda; Insecta; Hymenoptera; Halictidae. The record is from RefSeq and is a predicted model, not a curated record. Gene Ontology annotation, molecular function: monooxygenase activity; heme binding; iron ion binding.
AAUCAAUUUUGACCAGAAAUGCUAUAAAAUGAUCCGAAGUCAGAUUCUCCUCCACAGUACGUUUGUGGAUAUAUUGAAUGAAAAUCCAGACAAUUAAUCACAAUGUUAUUGGACGCAUGGAUGAUAUCCGAAAUUUUCGGCGCAACGAUUCUCCUAAUCUCUGCACUGUAUAUAUAUUAUAAACUUUAUGUCUUCGCUUUCUGGCGCAAAAAGGGAGUGUACAAUGUGGAACCUACGUUCCUUACGGGACACAUGAUGCCACUUUUGACUGGCAAAAUAUCGCAAGGUGAUUUUUUCAAAGACGCAUACGAUCAAAACCGUAAACACCGGCUUCUUGGAUUAUACAUGUUGCACAAACCGUAUUUGAUGGUGAACGAUCCCGAUAUAAUUCGAGAAGUGUUGACGAAAGAAUUUUCAAGUUUUCACGACCGCGGAAUAUUUUCCAAUACGGAAACAGAUCCACUCACGGGCAAUUUAUUUCAAUUGCCCGGAAAAAAAUGGAGGCAAUUAAGGGUGAAACUGACGCCGACUUUCACGUCCGGGAAGAUUAAGCAAAUAUUUCCGAUUUUGAAGGAAACGGGAGACACGCUGGCAAAGUAUUUGGAUCGCAAAGCCGAAUUGAAAGAAUCGAUCGACGUAAAAGAGGUUUUCGCAAGGUAUUCGGUUGACAUCAUCAUGUCAGUCGCGUUCGGAAUAACUUGCGACAGUUUCAAAAAUCCGGAUAACGAAUUUCGUUACUGGGGUAAAAGGAUAUUGGAGCCUAGACCUUUUUGGAACGGUCUCGUAUUUUUCGCGCCGCAAGUGUUCGAUUGGUUCGGGAUACCGUUCAAUGAACGAGGGAUCACCAAUUUUUUUACCACCAUGUUUCGAGAGACGGUGGAGUAUCGUGAAACCCAUAAUAUCGUUAGGAAAGAUUUCUUGAACUUGUUGAUGCAACUAAUCCGAGACGGAUACGUUAAUCCUGACGAUGAUUCGGUGUCCGAAAAUACUCAAGCAAAGGCAGCGGAGAAUAAAUUGACGAUGAAGGAGGCAUCCGCGCAAGCUUAUGUUUUUUAUUUAGCCGGAUUUGAGACGUCUUCGACCACAGCCACAUUCUGCUUGUACGAACUAGCAAAAAAUCAAGAUAUACAAGAUAAUUUGCGGGACGAGAUUCGAAAUGUUGUAAAAAAACAUGGCGGUAUCACAUAUAACGCAAUAAAUGAUAUGCGUUUUCUUGACAAGGUAAUCUCAGAAACUUUGAGGAAAUAUCCCCCGGUUGCCUUUCUAAAUCGCGUCUGCACAAAGGAGGUACUGUUGGAAUCCACAGGCGUGACCGUGCCCCUAGGAACUCCUCUAGUAAUACCUGUUUAUGGUAUCCAAAACGAUCGGAAAAUAUAUCCAGACCCAGAGAAAUUCGAUCCAGAUCGCUUCAGCGAGGAGAAUAUUAAAUCCAGACAUCCGUACGUUUAUUUGCCCUUUGGAGAGGGACCAAGGGUAUGCAUAGGCUUACGAUUUGGACUGAUACAAGUCAAAGUUGCUAUAAUAAACGCGUUGCUCAAUCAUAGGGUGAAACCUACACCGGGUAUGCCGGACACCCUGGAAUUUUUAGGCGGUACUAUUGUUUUAAUACCAAAAGGGGGUGUGCAUUUGAACUUUGAAACUGUGGCAUGAUGAAUUCAACUAUGAAAAUUCGCAUUGUCCCACCUAGCACAGAUGAUAGUAGAAAGGUAGAUGAUAGUAACUAUAAACCACUGAACGAGGCAAGUCGAUACAGUAGAUCAUCGACACAUCAGUCGGUGUCCGAUUGUAACUAUUUAUUUCCGCCCAGCGAUUUGUCUCGUUGAAGAGGUUUUACGCCAAUGAUCCUGAAAAACCUACGUUAGCGAAAAAUAAGAAGAGGGAGACGGAGAGGAAGACGUCAGCUGUGUUUGAUAGGGCAAUAACUAUAAUCUCCACAUGACCCGUUCACUUUAAAGAAUAUGUUUUUAAUUUUGGAUAUAAAAUAAACGCAUAACUGUUUCGAAAA